AUGGCCUUCUGCAGCUAUGGUUCAGUUUCUCUUCUGUCCCCUCAUACCCCAGAGCCCAUCCCCCACCCCCAGAUUCAGAUUCAUUCAUCGUCCAACACAUCAGGCUGGUGCAACGUCAGCCUGGAGUGUGGGACCCCAGGAGCCACAGAGAACCUGACAGUGACCUGGCUGACCAAGGGCCUCCCCAGGGAGCUGGAGCAGAAAGAGACACUGGGGCCAGCCCCCAACUCCAGGAAUCUAAGCCUGAGCCUGCCCCUGAUCCAGUUGAAUGGCUCACUCACCUGUGUGGUCAGCAACCCUGUGGACAAGAAGAAUGCAACUUUACGCCUGGAGAACAUAUGUCCGUGGGUGGGUUCUCUUCAGAGCAAUUGGCUUUGGAAAUGCAUCCUUCCCACUGUUUUGAUGGUGAGCCUGGGGGCUGGAGUGUGGAUCUGGAUGAGGAAGAAGAUGGAGACUGGGAGAGGUGGGUCCACUCUCCUGCCCGAAGUGCCGGGAUCAGCAGCUGAUCCCCAGGCCCUUCCCACAGAGGAAUCUGCUGACCUACAGACUGGUGGGGCCAAUAGCCGUGACUCUCCCUACAUGUUGAUCAGCCUUCUGAGACACCCUAAGAAAGACACGGAGAAUGGCAGCUGCCAUUCAUAUAGCACUGGGCGUGCUCCAGUAGUCCACACCAUCUACGAGAAGAUCCGGAAGAGCCCAGAGCCCCAGGGGGACGCCUACACCACGAAGACACUGGGGCAGUGAGGGGCCUUGGCACGAUCUGCCCCAGCCCACCCUUCACCCCAGUGUCCCCAGAUAUCCCUCCUUAAGGUGGAGCUGGGACUAGACCCCAAGUCUUUCUGACCCAUCCCACUGAGACAGCAGAGCAGCAUGAACUGCUGCCCUGGGCUCCCCACCAAAGUUUUCUCACUUCACAGAUUGUGGGCAGUGACUCUGCUACUCGAAUAUCCAAGUAUGAGAGGUGAACUUUUCAGUGGUCAGCCAUAUUUCUGACCUGUGACCCACUAAACCCCAUUAGGGAACACCUAUGGUUAGGCAGGAUCUGUGUAGGGAUGGUCAGGGGAAAGAGAUGCUUUCCCAGAGUAAGGAGGGUCCUGGUGCCCCUGAGAGGGAUGGGCCUUGGGUGGAGGACCUUCAGGAUGUCACUGCCCAGCCCACUACCCAAGAAUAGAGAAAAGGAUGGCCUUUGACUAUGGACAAAGCAAGAGGCUGGCAGAUAUAAGAUUCAGGAUCAGUUGUGCCUUAGAAAGGAAAGGUGGAAAGGGAGGGAAAUGUUUUUUGAGCUCCAUCACCUACCAGGCUUAAUUCUAAGCACAGUAAAUUGACUAUCUCAGGGUUUCUGAAAUUCAAGUAAUUCACAGACUCUUUUAUUUUUAUUACAUAAUAUAUGCAUACAGUAUAAACAUCAAAAGAUGUCUUGUUGAAAUGAUAAUGUUUCAUCACUUUAUUGGUUUUGUAGAUAGGGUCUUGUUCCCUUUAUAUCUUCCAACUAGUUGAUUAAAAUAAUACAUACGUAACAUAUAUUAAUUAAACCCUGUUGCUAAAUUUCUCUACUGUUUGUAACAGUUUUUCAUUUGAUCUCUUUGUGUUUCUGGGUAAAUAACCAUAUUUUCAACAAAUAAUUAGAAUAUUUGCUUCCUUCUUUCCAAUUUUUAUGUCUCAGUCCUUUCUCUUGUCUAAGUGCAUUGGCUAAUACCUCCAAAACCAUGUUAAAUAAUAGUGAUGAUAAGAUGUUCCUAAUUUUAGUAUAGAUGCUUCUAGUGUUUCUCCAUUAAGCAUGAUGUUGUUUGGUUACGGUAUAUAUGUGUUUUCAUGUUAAGAAAGUAUGUAUUUAUUCCUAUUGUAUCAAGAGUUUUAUUGAGAAUAAACUGUUAAAUUUUAUCAUUUCUCCUUU
Diceros bicornis minor is the source of this 1894-nucleotide messenger RNA. RefSeq lists its product as uncharacterized. The record is from RefSeq and is a predicted model, not a curated record. Bases 1 to 744 code for a protein of 247 amino acids. The transcript is spliced from 5 exons. Lineage: Eukaryota; Metazoa; Chordata; Mammalia; Perissodactyla; Rhinocerotidae.